This is a messenger RNA of Strigops habroptila (Kakapo), 2788 nucleotides long. Its product is annotated as semaphorin-4D-like. Gene Ontology annotation, biological process: negative regulation of axon extension involved in axon guidance; negative chemotaxis; positive regulation of cell migration. The coding region runs from base 223 to 2463 and encodes 746 amino acids. The record is from RefSeq and is a predicted model, not a curated record. Gene Ontology annotation, molecular function: semaphorin receptor binding; chemorepellent activity. The transcript is spliced from 15 exons. Lineage: Eukaryota; Metazoa; Chordata; Aves; Psittaciformes; Psittacidae.
GGGAGCUGAGGGAGGCGCCGCCAUCUUGGGGGGGACAUCUGGAAGGAGUUAACAGAAAAUGUAAGAGGUUUUGACAAGUUUCAGGAAUAUUUGAAGACUGCAGACACUUUGGAGCACUUCCACAGGCCGUUUCCAAGAAGCGUGAAGACAUUGCUGCCUACAGUUAUUUAAUGACAAGGAUUAAAAAUUGGGAAGAACUUACUUCUAGUUGAAUCUCUGAAAAUGGGUGGCACUGCUCUUGUUCUUUAUCUCAUUUUGCAAUUAAUUCAAGAGUCAAAAGCAUCCGUUGGGAAUUGCAUUCCCAGAAAAACAGUAAAAUACCAAACUGGAAAUAUCACCACCUUUAGGGAAGAAGCCUUAGCCAAUAUUUCCACUCUGCUUGUGAACGAAGAAACCAAUACCCUGUUUGUUGGAGGCAGAGAUGUGGUGUUUGCUCUUGACUUGAAUAAUAUUUCUAGAGAAAUAGCCAGGGAAUCCUGGUUUGCUACACAGGAAAGGCAGCUGGAAUGUAUUCGUAGAGGAAAGGACAAGAUAAGAUGCCAGAACUACAUCCUCUGCCUCCAUAAGAUAAAUGCCUCUUACUUGUAUGUCUGUGGAACCAACGCCUAUCACCCAACUUGUGAUUACAUGGUUAUCCAUGGGACAAACAUCAGCUUGCAAGGAAGAGCUGAGGAGAGCAGAGGAAAGUGUCCCUUUGAACCAACUCAGAAGUAUGCGUCUGUUUUUGUAGCUGGGGAAUUUUACUCAGCUACUUCAAAUAAUUUCUUGGGAACAGAACCUAUAAUACUUCGCAGCAUGAGAAAUCCUGUAAGGACAGAGUUUAAAACAUCAUGGCUAAAUGAACCAAGCUUUGUCAGCAUGGAAAUAGUGCAGGAAAGUGAAUCUAAUCCAAAUGGAGAUGAUGAUAAAAUUUAUGUCGUCUUCACCGAAACAGCUGUUGAAUUUGAAUUCUAUGACAAGCUGCUGGUGUCCAGAAUUGCCCGCGUCUGCAGAGGAGAUCUUGGUGGAAAACGUGUCUUGCAGAGAAGAUGGACGUCGUUUCUAAAGUCCCGCCUUUCCUGUUCCAUUCCAGAAUUAAACUUCCAUUUCAAUAUUGUCCAGGACAUCUUUUUACUUAGGAAAAGGAGGUGGCAGGACAGCAUAUUUUAUGGAAUUUUUUCCCAGCAAUGGGGAAGAUUAGACAUAUCAGCUGUUUGUGCCUACAGUAUGAAAACUAUUCAGGAAGUCUUCUCCAAAGGAAGCUACAAAGGACCAGUAACUGUACAACAUUCCCCUGUUAAGUGGAUGGUUUACAGGGGAGAAGUGCCAGUUCCACGUCCUGGUGCUUGUAUAGAUAACUCUGCCCGGAGCAUGGGGUAUAACACAUCUACUGACUUGCCUGACAAAGUCCUGCAGUUUGUUAGAGAUCACCCUCUAAUGGAUGAUUCUGUAAAUCCAAUUGGUGACAGCCCAGUGCUGCUGAGGAGAGGCUCAAACUACACCAGGAUCGUGGUAGACAGAGUCACCGGCCUCGAUCGACAAACGUACGAUGUGAUGUUUCUGGGAACAGAUGAUGGAUACCUGCAUAAAGCUCUCAAUUGUGAUGGGGAAAUGUUCAUUGUGGAAGAGCUGCAGCUGUUUCUGGCUCCGGAGCCUGUCCAGUCUCUCCAGUUGUCUUCUGAAAAGGGAAUGCUCUACGGAGGGUCCCACUCUCAAGUGGUGCAGCUUCCAGUGUGCCAGUGCCACCGCUACAGGUACUGCACGGAUUGCAUCCUGGCGAGGGAUCCCUACUGCGCCUGGGCUCCGGCUGCUCACGGAUGUGUCUCCCUGGCAGAGCAAACUGCUCGUCCAAUGCAUUUAAUUCAAAGUGUGAAAGCCGGGGAUGCCUCCAGCUGCCUUAGUGGAGAGAACAGUGUGAGGAAAAUUCCCUUUACCCUUGGAAACAAUGUUCAUCUUAAAUGUGCUCCCCUGUCGAAUCUGGCAAGCGUAGUGUGGAAGUUUAAUGGGAGCAGGAUUCAGGCUGAGGCCUCGAAAUAUCUCCUCUAUGAUGGAGGAAUGGCAAUACUCAACGUGACAGCAGACGUGGCCGGGUUCUAUGAUUGCCUGUCAGUAGAGAAAUCCAAAGGGAAAGAGUUCCCUGUCACGGUGGCCCGCUAUGCCCUUUAUGCUCAAGAAAAGCCAGAAAAAGCAAAUAUUGUUGCCACAGCAAAUAAGCACAAGGAAGCAGAAGCUGUGGGGUUUCAGUCUUCAGUACCAGCUCCUUCACUGAAGCAGGCAGCAAAGCAGGAAUCUGCGGACAGAGAGAGAGAGAAGCUAAUUUUAAAACUCCUGGGGGCUGGGUUUGCUCUUCUCGUCUUUAUCUUGUUGGUUUUGAGCUUCCACAAGAGUCAUUUAUCUCUUCCUUGGAAGAGCAGAGAAACCAGCCCAAACCCCACCGGUAGAGCUGGCUCGGGAAGCCCAGCACUGGCUGCAGAGGGGCUGUGAAGGGAAGAGCUCAGACACACAAACGGGCAGGCCGUGAAUGCCUGCUCGGGAGCUGGCUGUGAGGAGCACAGCGCCAGCACACAGCUUCACCCAGAGCUCUGGGAGCUUGUGGCCCACAGAGCUCUUUGGCGAAGGUGACACGAUGUUCCCUGUUAAGGAAUGUGGAAUAUCAGAGGCAGAAAGUCCGAGCUGAAGACAAGCUGUGUUGCGUAUUACAUAGAUGUGUUCGCAGUUACUGCUUUUAAAAGCAAGUUGCCUUGUUUGGGUACCUUUUUGACAUGAUAGAACCAUAAGAAUAAAUUUCUGUCAAAAAUUGAUCCUGAUC